AUGGCGGAUAACGACUCACCGGCUACCCCCGCACCGGAUGCAACACCUCCUGCUCCCCAGCAGCCCACGGAACCUCCGUCAGGACCUGCGCCCACAUCAUUGGCACUGACUCCGGUGGACCGAGACGACCUCCUCACUCAUGCGCGAUCCUUCCUCGCUGCCCCGCACAUCCGCGCCCAAGAUAACUCCGCAAAGCGCGCUUUUCUUGUAGAGAAGGGCCUCACCACUCCUGAGAUUGACAGACUCUUGAAUGAACUGCCCCCUGCAAUACCACCUCGGACAUAUCCCCGUCCACCCCCCUCGAAUCUUCCCAACCUCCUCAUUGGCGUGUCUCGCAUCGUGUCAUGGUUCUUUGGUACAUCAGCAGUUUUGGUCUUUAUCUACUAUCGCUACAUCCUUCCCCGCCUCACUCACUCUUACCAAGCGCGUCACUCCAUACAAUCUCACCAGACUGAUCUCCUCUCCCGCCUCAACUCCUCCCUCGCCGCUUACAAGUCCGUACAGGCCGAGUCAUUUGCUGAUCUUCCACGCAAACAGCCCGACGCAGAGGAAACAGACUGGGCGACUUGUCAAAACCUCGACGACAUCCUCGCAAAGGUAGAAUCACGCAAGGAGAAGGAACGCUCCACCGAGGUUCCAGACGUCACCCUGCUGAGAUGCGGCCUCGUCGAGCUCGUAGAGAAGGAAGGCGACGGCAAAGUCGACACCGAGCAGCUCUACAGCCACCUCGAGAAGAAGAUACCCUGGCUCCAGGGCGCGGAGGGCGCGGAGGCCCAGGCCAAACUCUGGUCAACUCUCACCUCCAGUUCUGUCUUCUCGUCAUCUGCGCCGCCUGGUACGGACGACUCAGCGCCGCAAGAACCCACUCCGCCUGCCCGUUUGCUCUGGAAAUACAACGCCCCCGCUGCGCCGGCAUCCAUGCCCAUCCUGCAGCCCCUCGAGAAGCUGCGUGAUACCCUCCCCAGCGAAUCAAAGGCGCUUCCACCCGCAACGGUCGCUCCAUUCGCCCCGUCGCCAUCUCCUGCCCAGCGCACGCUACAAGUUCUAUCGGAUUUCACCGGCUACAUCACGACGCAGACUUACGCUCUCGGGGUGGCAAGCUUCCGCCCGAAUAGCUCGGGCGCCGGUGCCAAUCCCGCAAAUGCACAAGAAGACGAGCUGCGCCGGGAGAUCCGGGUGCUCAAGGGGCUUGUGCUAAAUAGGCGUUCGUUCUUGCCUUCCAGACCACCUAGUGUACCAGUAGGCGUUUCCACACCUCCACUGAGCACGUAGAUAAUAUUGACUGGCCCCGAUUUCCUCCUGCUCAGGAAUGAGCAUCAUUUGCCUGUAGAGUAUGUGUCCA
This is a messenger RNA of Coniophora puteana RWD-64-598 SS2, 1342 nucleotides long. RefSeq lists its product as uncharacterized. Bases 1 to 1272 code for a protein of 423 amino acids. The transcript has 3 exons. Gene Ontology annotation, biological process: protein import into peroxisome matrix, docking. Gene Ontology annotation, molecular function: signaling receptor binding. Gene Ontology annotation, cellular component: peroxisomal importomer complex; peroxisomal membrane. The record is from RefSeq and is a predicted model, not a curated record. NCBI's taxonomy places the organism in Eukaryota, Fungi, Basidiomycota, Agaricomycetes, Boletales, Coniophoraceae.